AUGUUGAGCGCACGGUCUUUACAAUGGUUCUACCUCCUCGUUCUUCUUUCUGUCACCACUGUUCUCGCAGCGGAAGAGACACAGGCUGCAAAUGAUUGCGACUGGUACUGCUGGGUCGAGAAAAAGAUCAACUCGCUAGAGAAACAGGUUGAUAAAAUCACCAAAUUACUGUUCCCUGAUGUAGACAACAACACCUCUACGUCUAUAGACGACAAUGCACCCAACGCGCCCACGGGCCAUCCUCGCUACCCGAGUAGCUUUGGCGCACCCUACGCAUCCAUUACGGCUAACCAUGGAGUGGCGAAACUGAUCAGCCGACCCAUCGUAACUGUGACUCCAACCGGACGAACACCCAUUGCGACGUCUACGCCCUCGGAACCGAAGCCUGAUGUCCAAGCCCGCGCGGGCUAUCGCUCGCUCGCUUAUUUCGGCAACUGGGACAUCUACGGGCGCAAAUACUUCCCCCAGCAAGUCCCGGCCGAGAAGCUUACUCACUUGCUCUAUUCCUUUGCCGACAUCAAAUCCGACGGGACAGUCGUCCUGACAGACACGUACGCCGACACAGACAUUCACUACCAGGGUGACUCGUGGUCUGACUCGGGCAAUAAUGUCUAUGGCGCUGUCAACCAGCUAGCUAUGCUCAAGGCCCGCAAUCGGAAUAUGAAGGUGAUGCUGAGCAUUGGAGGAUGGACGUACACGAAUACGAAUAAACAUUUGGAUACGCCUGCUUCUACCGCCCAAGGGCGUCAGGCGUUUGCUGCAUCGUGUGUGGACAUGGUGAAAAAUUAUGGGUUUGACGGGAUUGAUAUCGACUGGGAGUAUCCGCAAAACACGACGCAAGGUUCACAGUUUUUGGCGAUGUUGACAGAGAUGAGAUCGCAAUUGGACGACUAUGCUGAAACGCUGGUAUAUGCGGAUGCGGCUGGGCGCAAGACAAAACCGCAUUUUCUGAUUUCGAUGGCAGCGCCGGCGGGCGACACGAAUUACAGGUUAUUGCCACUUGGGAAGAUUGCGGCGGUACUGGACUUUAUCAAUUUGAUGGCAUACGACUACGCUGGUUCCUGGGACAAAACAUCCGGCCACGCUUCGAACCUCUACGCCUCUACCUCGAACCCGUUGUCGACACCCUUCAACACCUACGGCGUCGUAAAUGCGUACAUCGCCGCCGGCGUGCCUUCCGCAAAGCUCAACCUCGGCAUGCCCUUGUACGGUCGUGCGUUCACCAAAACUAGAGGCCCCGGGCUGCCCUAUGAUGGUAUUGGUGACGGCACUUGGGAAAAGGGCGUAUAUGACUUCAAGGAUCUGCCCUUGAAAGGCGCCAAAGAGUACUACAGUAAAGAAGCAGGCGCGACUUUCAGCUACGAUAACUCCACUGGCAUGUUUAUCAGUUAUGACACCUUGAACAUGGCCCUGCGCAAAGUCGACUAUAUCAAGCAGAACAAGCUAGGUGGUGCCAUGUGGUGGGAAGUGAGCGGAGAUCGAACAGAUAAGGGAAGCAUCAUCACCAACGUCGUCAGAGGGCUCGGCGGCAGUGACGGUUCAGGUAUCGAGUCUAGUUCCAACUGGCUAGCCUACCCCGACUCGCAGUACGACAACAUCAAGAACGCGUACUCGCACUAGACUAGCUGCUGGCGGAGCUGUAGGCUCAAUAUCGAUGUGCCAGGGGG
This is a messenger RNA of Cucurbitaria berberidis CBS 394.84, 1667 nucleotides long. RefSeq names its product glycoside hydrolase family 18 protein. The transcript has 6 exons. Gene Ontology annotation, biological process: chitin catabolic process; carbohydrate metabolic process. Bases 1 to 1620 code for a protein of 539 amino acids. Gene Ontology annotation, molecular function: chitin binding; chitinase activity. The record is from RefSeq and is a predicted model, not a curated record. NCBI's taxonomy places the organism in Eukaryota, Fungi, Ascomycota, Dothideomycetes, Pleosporales, Cucurbitariaceae. Gene Ontology annotation, cellular component: extracellular region.